AUCCGGGAAUGCUGCGAAACCUCAUUUCCCGGGUCCUCGGCGGUCGCUGGCGGGACCUGUAGAUGUUGGCCCAGCGGGCGCUGGGCAAAAGCCCCACGUGGGGUGGCGGCUGGUGUGCAGAUCGCGGCGGGAGAGAGGCGCGGUAGGAACGGGUCGUUGGAGCCGUGAGCCGCGCAGGAGUAAAAGAGAAGCAAUGCAGAAAUCCGAGUGCCAUAGAAGUGUACAGUUAAGAAACAGAGUGACAGAUAACUGUGAUCAAAGGACAUCAUCAAGUGCACAAAUAAAACAUAGGACUGCAGUUCAACAAAGGAAAUCCUCCUCGUCAACCCGUUCUCCAGAAUCUGCAAGAAAACUUCAUCCUCGACCAAGUGAUAAACUUAACCCUAAAACAAUAAACCCUUUUGGUGAACAGUCACGAGCCCCUUCUGCAUUUGCAGCUAUUUACUCUAAGGGAGGUGUUCCUUGCAGAUUGGUCCAUGGUUCAGUAAAACACAGGUUACAGUGGGAGUGUCCUCCUGAAAAGCUUCCAUUUGAUCCUCUUCUUAUUACUUUAGCUGAGGGUCUGAGAGAGACUAAGCAUCCAUACACCUUUGUGUCAAAGGAGGGUUUUAGAGAAUUACUUUUGGUCACAGGUGCUCUUGAAAAAGCUGUGCCUUUGCUUCCUAGACUGAUUCCUGUGCUGAAGGCAGCUCUGGUCCACUUGGAUGAUGAAGUGUUUGAAAGAGGAUUGAAUGCUCUGGUACAGUUAAGUGUCGUUGUUGGCCCUUCUCUAAAUGACCAUCUGAAACAUCUGCUUACAAGUCUUUCCAGGAGACUAAGGGACAAGAAAUUCAAAGAACCAAUCACCACUGCAUUACAGAAGCUGGAGCAGCAUGGUGGAAGUGGAAGCCUUACCAUCAUCAAAUCUAAAAUUCCAACCUAUUGUUCCAUAUACUGCUGAAGAAAGAGCCCUGGUGACAGGUGUUAAACGCUGACCAUGGGUAUGCACGGAACCUUUUCAGAGUCACUUCAAUUUAUUCUUCUGUAAAUCACAACCACCCUUCAUUAUUGCUGGCUUUAGAGGAGUAUACACAAUUCCACUGAAUCAUAGUACAAGUUACUCAUUAAAAAAAAGAAUGGUUAAUGAUGGAAAACUAUUAAAAAAAAGUUCUAUAAUAGUACAAUCUUGUGGGGUUUAUUUUUUCAUAUUUUUUAUGGUUUGUGUGAGCAACAGUUAUUUGGUGUACAGUGGAUGUGUUUGUAUAUAUUUUCUAGUGUCUUUUAUAUAUAACAUUUAUACAGUUCGUGUGUAGCUGUGCACUUAUUUUUAGACAUUUUGCCAUUUCCUGGGUUUUAUAUUUAU
Eubalaena glacialis (North Atlantic right whale) is the source of this 1342-nucleotide messenger RNA. RefSeq names its product parkin coregulated like (gene PACRGL). Bases 194 to 940 code for a protein of 248 amino acids. The transcript is spliced from 9 exons. Lineage: Eukaryota; Metazoa; Chordata; Mammalia; Artiodactyla; Balaenidae. The record is from RefSeq and is a predicted model, not a curated record.